AUGGCGACGGCAGGCAAGAAGAAGGAAUUCCUUUGCAUCAUGCCUGAUCGGCCCAAUGUUCUUGAGUUGAGAAAGAAAGUCAAAGCUGGCCACUAUGAAGGCAUACAGCCGUUGAUUGCCCGAGGCAAGCUUGUUGAUGGAGGUCAGUUUAACGAAAUUUAUGGUAUUGGUUCAUGA
This is a messenger RNA of Penicillium arizonense, 177 nucleotides long. RefSeq lists its product as uncharacterized. The record is from RefSeq and is a predicted model, not a curated record. Bases 1 to 177 code for a protein of 58 amino acids. The transcript has 2 exons. NCBI's taxonomy places the organism in Eukaryota, Fungi, Ascomycota, Eurotiomycetes, Eurotiales, Aspergillaceae.